Molecule: messenger RNA, 1725 nt
Organism: Fimicolochytrium jonesii
Lineage: Eukaryota; Fungi; Chytridiomycota; Chytridiomycetes; Spizellomycetales; Powellomycetaceae
Exons: 1
Coding region: 1-1725 (574 amino acids)
Molecular function (GO): nucleic acid binding; zinc ion binding
Source: RefSeq, a predicted model, not a curated record
AUGUCCGCUUUUCCUUCUUCGUUCGGUGACAACGGUGGCACUUGGCGCGAGCCCCUUCAGGUCAUUAGUGAUUUGCAUGACCCCCGCGAGGAUCCCACGGAUCAUAGCGAUUCCGACAGCGAACAUUCCGCAUGCGCUUGUGGUUCCGACGCUUCCCGCGCUCGUAUCUAUUGUUAUCUUGCCGCUGGCGGCAUCGAUUACAACGGCUUUGGUGUUGCGCUGUAUGGACCUUUCACGCACUUGGAUGAGGAAAUCGCGUUCGGCUUCUUGCGCUUCUGUUUUGAGAUGGGGCUGAACUUUGAUACCGUUUGCAAAGGUUUGGCCGGAAACACUCUCGAACGCCCGACCGCCACCGCUUUGCGUUUGCGCUACGCUAUCGACGCCAACCCCUCUCAGUUCGCUUUGCGCGAACUCGGUGAUAUCACCCGCGUUGCGAUCCAAUGGCGUUCUGCGCGCAAUCGAUACCAAGCCAGACCCAAUCGUCAGCGUACUACGGGCCGUCUCCUGCCGGUUCAUGCUGGUGCUAUUCGUCCUGGUGCUGAUGCCGAUUUACGUCCUCAGAGUACUCCUAUCAACCCGUCACCGCAGGAGAUGAUGGCUUUAAUCGAUCGCACUCUUGAUCAGAUGCAACGCGUAACUCCCACUGCGUCGGGUACCGGAGUCACCAAAGGUCUGCCCAAAUACGAUGGCACCAAGUAUAAUCAAGAUUCCUGCCGCAUUCUUCAAUGGCUCCGUACGUUUGAUCGUCUUGCCGACUCGUGCGGCGUACAAGAAAAGGAUCGCUUUCGGUGGUUGUCCCAGGCUCUCGACGACAAGGACACCUUAACGUGGACUUGGUACACAGCGUACAAAGGCAACAAUCAAGAUUGGGCCCGGGUUCGUACCGAUAUGGUCUUGGAAUGUGCCUCGUCGGUCGAUCGUGAUUCGUCCCUCGUUGCGGAUUGCAUCCAGUCCUUCUCCCGUGCCGAAGGUCAGACCGUCCGACAGUAUGGUAGCUCGUUCCUUUCAAUGGUCGACGAGCUCGAAUAUCUCAACAAACAUAUUGCUAUGGUUUCCACGGAGCUGACACAGUCUCAGAUUGCGCGUGCCUUCCUUCGCGGAUUAGGUGAUUCAAGUACUCGCGCGUAUGCCCUCGCACUCCCGAACUUUAACAGCAUCCCGGUUACCGACUUGGUGCGCGCUUGUGCUGCGUACGCCGAACGAGACGAAGCCUACUCUACUCCGGCUGGCAACCGUACGGUAUCUCAAGAUCGUCCGGCGGUCCCCGACACUUUGCGAUCUUCUAUUUCUCGAUGGAACCAGCGUGCGACCCUUCCGUCUCGUGCUCCCGGUACACGCGCAGCGACGACGCCGGCAGCGGUUACCACUACGACCACCAUUCCGGCGGUUCCGAAUGCGGUAGAUGACCUCGCCACGCGCAUGCAGAAUCUCGCGGUUAAAACGGGUGCCAAUGCCAACUGGUAUCCCCCCGGACCGCCGUCUCUUCGUCCCCAGCGACGUGAACGUUCUUGUUUCCGUUGCGGCCAGACCAGCCAUAUGGCCCGCGAAUGCAAGUCGAUGACCAAGCUUGACACUUGGCGAGGUUAUCAACUUGCCGCUUCCUUCUAUCCUGAUCACGAAUACGACGACGAACAUCAGGAGUACUACAUGAAUGUCUUGCGCAAGGUUGGGGAUUACUACAAAGAACCGGAAGAAGCGGAUUUUUGGCAUGGGAGCUCGGCGUAG